GUGAAGGGGAAGGCGUGUAUGACUGACCUGCAGAAGUCAGUUUCUUUAUUUAGAUGAAAAACGACGUCGUAGGAUUGCCCAUAUUAAAAGGUUAAAAUAACGCAGGUGAGGAUAGUGGGUGACGGUCAGGUGAAAGUAAUACUCAGGGAACAUCAAAUAAAUCGGCGGCGGCCUUCUUCUUUAUUGGCAGGAAGCUACCAGAAACCCUAAUUUUUGGUCUUUGAUUUUACUCCUUUCAGGUCCAUCCUGCAAACUGCUUUGCGCAUUAGUUGUUUGACUGGUCUCUGGAGUGCAAUGGCAGAUGAGGAACCUGUUGACCCGAAGAAGCAUCUUGAAGAGGCUUGCAAGCCUAAGUGUGUGAAACCAUUGCUUGAAUAUAAGGCUUGCGUCAAGAGGAUCCAAGGAGAUGAGUCAGGGAACAAGCAUUGCACGGGACAGUAUUUUGAUUAUUGGUCUUGUAUCGACAAAUGCGUUGCACCGAAGCUAUUUUCAAAAGUGCAGUGACGGGGCAUAAAUUUUCGUGGUACUUGAAGUGAGAAAACUGUUUCUGAUUUUGUUAAACCUUGUACACCAGACUGGUAAUGUGUUGUGGUUUCUUGUUUUGAAGCAUGAUGGAAUUUUUGUUUUGUGGAAUAUUGGGAAUAAAAGAGCAUCCAGUUAUUCUUUUGCUCCAGUUAU
Messenger RNA from Tripterygium wilfordii, 678 nucleotides. Its product is annotated as cytochrome b-c1 complex subunit 6-like. The transcript is spliced from 5 exons. NCBI's taxonomy places the organism in Eukaryota, Viridiplantae, Streptophyta, Magnoliopsida, Celastrales, Celastraceae. Bases 295 to 504 code for a protein of 69 amino acids. Gene Ontology annotation, biological process: mitochondrial electron transport, ubiquinol to cytochrome c. The record is from RefSeq and is a predicted model, not a curated record.